Molecule: messenger RNA, 612 nt
Organism: Rhodotorula toruloides NP11
Lineage: Eukaryota; Fungi; Basidiomycota; Microbotryomycetes; Sporidiobolales; Sporidiobolaceae
Product: Rho GDP-dissociation inhibitor
Exons: 8
Coding region: 1-612 (203 amino acids)
Biological process (GO): Rho protein signal transduction
Cellular component (GO): cytoplasm; cytosol; membrane
Molecular function (GO): protein binding; Rho GDP-dissociation inhibitor activity
Source: RefSeq, a predicted model, not a curated record
AUGUCCGGCCACGCCCCCGAGCCUUCCUCCGUCAACGACGACGACCUCUUGCCGACUGAGACUGCCGGGUACAAGGUCGGACAGGCAAAGACGCUCGAGGAGUAUGCGACCCUGGACGCCGAGGACGAGAGUCUUGCGCGGUGGAAGGCCUCGCUGGGAAUCGGUGCAGGCGGCGCAUCAGCAGCUCCUUCCGCGGGACCAAGCGUCCAAGUCCUCAGCCUCUCGCUCCACUCGCCUUCUCGACCUACGCCUAUCGAACUUGACUUGACGCAGGCUGACAAGCUCAAGUCGCUCAAGAAGGAGCCCGUGACGAUCAAGGAAGGCGCCGAGUACAGCGUCGAGAUCAAGUUCCGAGUCAACAACCUCGUCUCGGGCCUGAAGUACAUCCAAGCGGCGAAGCGAGCAGGCAUGACGGUCGACAAGCUCGAGUCGAUGAUCGGCUCGUACGGCCCCUCGCCCGAGCCCGUUACCAAGCGCUUCGUAACCGAAGAAGCGCCCUCAGGGAUGCUCGCUCGUUCCGGCUCGUACACAGUCCGGUCGCGCGUGAUCGACGACGACAAGAACGUGUAUGUCGAUUUCGAGUGGACGUUCAAGUUGGCCAAGGAGUGGUAG